Aspergillus oryzae RIB40 is the source of this 1683-nucleotide messenger RNA. RefSeq names its product fungal specific transcription factor domain-containing protein. The transcript has 2 exons. Lineage: Eukaryota; Fungi; Ascomycota; Eurotiomycetes; Eurotiales; Aspergillaceae. Gene Ontology annotation, cellular component: nucleus. Gene Ontology annotation, molecular function: RNA polymerase II cis-regulatory region sequence-specific DNA binding; DNA-binding transcription activator activity, RNA polymerase II-specific; zinc ion binding. Gene Ontology annotation, biological process: DNA-templated transcription; regulation of transcription by RNA polymerase II. Bases 1 to 1683 code for a protein of 560 amino acids. The record is from RefSeq and is a predicted model, not a curated record.
AUGCUCGAGCCUCACGUACGUGACGAAACAUCGGAUAUUUUAUCUGGUAUGCAGAGGUGUAAAACCCUUGCGAGGGUUAUCAAGUCGCGGCGGACACCUUUAUGGCCGUCACCUUUAGCAUCUGCUCUGCCCUCAAAGGAUGUAGCGGAUGAGCUUGUUGACUGCUACCUGAGGACAUCCGAAACUGUCUACCGUGUACUCCAUAUUCCAUCCUUUCAAAAGGACUACGAGGCACUCUGGAUGUCAGAUACAGCACCCGAUAUGGCAUUCAUGGUUCAGGUCAAGUUAGUGCUUACUAUCGGAGCUACCGUGUACGAUGAAAAUUUCUCCCUACGUGCGUCGGCCAUUCAAUGGGUCUAUGAGGCGCAGACGUGGUUUUCAGAGCCUGUCUGCAAGUCCAGGCGGAGCCUUCAAUUUCUGCAGAUCAAUAUCCUACUAUUGAUUGCUCGCGAACUGGUAAAUGUGGGCGGUGACACCAUCUGGACUGCAGCUGGGGCACUUCUGAGAACUGCGGUGUAUUGGGGGCUUCACAGAGAUCCAGCCUACUUAUCAAAUAGGACAAUCUUCGUUGGCGAGAUGCGCCGGAGGUUAUGGAAUACUAUACUCGAAAUGGCCCUGCAUUCGAGUAUGGCCUGUGGUGCGCCUGUGGGCAUAUCUCUGGACGAUUUUGACACCGCGCCUCCCGAUAAUUAUGAUGACGACCAGCUUGUGGCCGAUGCCCCGGUGCCAAAGCCAGAAGACACACAGACUCAGGUAUCCGUCGCGAUAGCUCUCCGUAAAACACUCCCUAUUCGCCUGGCAAUUGUGAAAUUUUUGAAUGAGCUUGGCUCUAAAAGUACAUAUGAAGAAACAUUGCGACUGGAUGCAGAGUUUAGAGUGGGAUACAGAGAUUUGUGUCGGGCCCUUCAGAGAUAUAAUGCGGGCACCGGGUUGAAAUCUCAAUUUACAACUCACAUGGUGGAUUGUCUUAUGCUGCGCUACCUUGUAACUCUCCAUAUUCCGUUCUAUGCCAUGGCACCGCAUGAAACGGCCUAUGCAUACUCUCGGAAGACAGUGGUUGAGACGUCCCUGAGAAUAUGGUGUGCAUUGAACCCAUCGUCAUCUAUCAUGGCGGCUCACACUCGUCACGAUACAGCUUCAACAGGUCGAAAUGAUUUUGACAGGCUUGCUAUCUGUGGCACGGGCUAUCUACGUGUGUUUGGCAUGCAGGCUAGCCUUGCCAUUGCAGCAGAAUUAAGCACUCAGUUGCAAGAAGAAGAGAGACUCGGCCCGGUAUUCUUACGAGCAGAUCUACUUUCGAUGGUACAGGAAUCCAAAGAGUGGCUCUUUCGUGCUAUCGAAGCUGGUGAGACAAAUAUCAAGGGUUACUUACUUAUUGAGUUAAUUGAGGCAAGGAUAGCAGGCCUUAGACAAGGCCUUGCGCGCGACCAACUUGUGAUGUUGUUGCUCAAAGCCGCUGCCGACGCAGAGGCAAGAUGCUUACGCAUCCUUGAAAAAAUGGCGGCUCAGGGCCAGACCGAAGGCUUUUCGAAUGGGCUUGGUCAAAUGGGUCUGGAGAUAACUCCCGACUCGAUGGAUGAUUGGGACCUCAUGAUGACAGAUGUUCUCCUGAAUCAGAGCACUGCGGAGCCAAUGAAUUGGGUGUACAAUGAGAUCCCGCUAGUGCCUUUGCUUCCCAGUUAA